CAUUCCACUAAUUUUGGCUGUAUUGUGCUCCUACCGAUUUUUCGCGAAGGCAGAUGCCAUUUAUUUAAAGAGGAAGAAGAAUUUCCGACAUUCGGCGAACAUAAUAACUGACUUUUUGACCCUUUCGACUUGAUAUUAUAAAAAGAUUGUGAACAAUUUUCUCACGAUUGUGUUCGUCGAAUCGCGAUGUCCAAUAUAGACGGACAUUCUGCCGAGAAUAGCAAGAAUCGCUACUUCCAUGGAUCAAGACGAAGAGGUGGUUACCAGCACAAGCCUGGCAGACGGAGCUUCAAACGCACCUUAGAUCGAUCACCACGAGAAAACGUGAAGAGAAGCAAAUUGGAUAUUGGCAGUAGAUUGAAAGAAUCUGACAUAGGAAUUACGGAAUAUAUUGGCAAGCAUCUUGGCUUUUCUGCGAUAAUUAAAGAGAGGUACAACGAUUUUCAUGUCAACGAGAUAGAUCUUAAUGGACAAGUGGCCAAGCUGACCCAUCAAGACAUCCCGCGUAAUCCCAGUGACGACGAAAGUAUCGAAGAUCUGAAAGCAUUGGUGUCAUUGACAAUAUGGGAUCAGCUGCAAGCUUUGGGAAAGGAAAAUCCUUCGAGUGUGGAAAUUGAUGUGACUAACAUUGAUAAAAUUGAACGUAGGACUAUUCAUACAAUUGCUAAGAAAUUAGCGAAUGUCGUCAGCCAGACAGUAGAUAAGGGCGAUAAAAAGUUCCUCACAAUUGUGCCGAAUACUAAAAAUGACAUAAAUGGUCCCAAGAUUCGCAAAGAUAAGAGAAUAGAUUGGAGCAGAUGUGGAGGAGAUUAUUGUUACUUUCUGUUGCACAAAGUAAAUAUGGAUACAAUAAGCGUUGUGAACCAGUUAGCUGUAAGCUUGCGAUUACAGCCAAAUAACUUUUGUUACGCCGGCACGAAAGACCGCCGAGCCUGGACGACUCAGUGGAUUAGUUUGAGAAAGGUAGAACCGCAUAACAUAUUGCGAGCUGGUAAAAGUAUACGCGGUGCGUAUGUAGGGAACUUUAAAUACGCUAAAGACAGUCUGAAAUUAGGAAUGCUGAGUGGUAAUCAGUUUAGAAUAGCGCUGAGAAAUGCCUGUGAAACAGACGAAAAGAUCGAGCGAGCGAUGAAGUCAUUGCAGGACAAUGGCUUUAUUAAUUAUUACGGUUUACAAAGAUUUGGAUCAGUACCUACUAUACCCACACACGAAAUUGGGAAAUGUCUACUUCAGGGUAAAUGGCAUGAAGCAAUUGAACUAAUUCUGAAACCACGACCAGAAACGGAUAACGAAUUGGCGGAAGUUAGACGAAUCUAUGCGGAAAGCAAGGAUGCCCGUGCUGCCUAUGCCAAGCUCAAAAGAAUCGAUACAAUUGAAGCCAGACUUUUGAAAGGUCUACAAAUAUCGGGUGACAAAAAUCCUCUAGGUGUACUCGACUCAAUCCCUCGAAACAUUCGAUUAAUGUAUAUUCAUGCUUAUCAAAGUUUCGUAUGGAAUCAUAUUGUGUCGAAAAGGAUAGAACAGUUCGGAACAAAAGUGGUCGUAGGUGAUUUAGUUUAUGACAAACAGAAUUGCAAAGAGACUAUAAAUAAUGAAAGUACGGAUUAUCCUUUGAAUGAUAAUGAAGACAUUAAAGAUAAAACUGAUAUUACCUCUGUCGAAGAAAAAGAUAUCGAGUCAACAUCGAAUGAAGUAAAUAAAGAAAAUUCGGAGCAGGAUUUUCCAACAGUAAAAAUUCUUACAGAAGAAGAUUUAUCGAAUUACAUUUUGACUGAUGUAGUUAUGCCUCAGCCUGGAUGGAAAGUUACAUAUCCGCCGUAUGCAAAAGCCUGGUACGAUGAAUUUUUAGCUAAGGAUGGAUUAACUACCGAUCUUAGACAAAAUAACAAAAAAUACAGUUUAAGUGGUGCUUAUAGAAAUAUAUUAGAAAUUCCAACGAAUCUAUCUUGGAAGAUUAUGCACUAUGAAAAUAAACAUGACGACUUAAUCUUAUCAGAUAUCGACGAAAUGAGGAAGCAUACGUCUCCGCAGGAUAAACCAAAUGGAAAGAACAAAGCAUUGAUCAUAGAAAUGUGUUUGAAGUCUAGCAGUUAUGCCACAAUGGCUUUGCGUGAAAUAUUGAAGAAUGAUACUUCAGCAGAAACGCAGGCCGCUUUAUCAGCCGCUCACGAUGUAGAAAAUAUAAAGUCCAACGUAACCACCAUAGAUGAAUGUAGCAGCAAAGACUUGGAAAUUGAGAAAGAUUAUACAGAAAAAAAUUCCGACGAAUGCCAUGAAGACAUUGAUGUAAAGACGGAUGAGACAAUGAAGAUAAACGAUAUAGAGAAUAUAUCAGAGACAUGUCCAAUUAUAAAAUAAAUUUUAAUAAAAAAUGUAGA
Molecule: messenger RNA, 2378 nt
Organism: Trachymyrmex septentrionalis
Lineage: Eukaryota; Metazoa; Arthropoda; Insecta; Hymenoptera; Formicidae
Gene: Pus7
Product: pseudouridylate synthase 7 homolog
Exons: 6
Coding region: 187-2358 (723 amino acids)
Biological process (GO): pseudouridine synthesis
Cellular component (GO): nucleus
Molecular function (GO): pseudouridine synthase activity; RNA binding
Source: RefSeq, a predicted model, not a curated record